This is a messenger RNA of Fonsecaea pedrosoi CBS 271.37, 936 nucleotides long. RefSeq lists its product as uncharacterized. The record is from RefSeq and is a predicted model, not a curated record. Gene Ontology annotation, molecular function: oxidoreductase activity. The coding region runs from base 1 to 936 and encodes 311 amino acids. The transcript has 2 exons. NCBI's taxonomy places the organism in Eukaryota, Fungi, Ascomycota, Eurotiomycetes, Chaetothyriales, Herpotrichiellaceae.
AUGUCAGUACAGGGCAAAGUAGCGAUUGUCACUGGCGCGGGCCUUGGCCUAGGUCGACUGUACGCCCUCGCCCUGGCUGCCAGGGGAGCCAAAGUGCUGGUGAACGACUACGGCGGCGACCUCCAGGGACAAGCCGGAGCCAUCACACGAGCACAAGCCGUGGUGGACGAGAUCAGGGCUGCGGGCGGUGUCGCCGUCGCGCACAACGGCGACGUGUCCAAAGACGCCAAAGACAUUGUCCAGACGGCCGUCAAGGAAUUCGGCGGGGUGCACAUCCUGAUCAACAACGCGGGCAUCACGGGCAAAAUGAGCCCGCACGACGACGUCGACGCGGCCGCGUUCAUGCGCGUGCUCGAGAUCUCAGUCCUCGGCACCACCAUGGUCACCAGCGCGGCGUACUCGGUCAUGGCGAAGCAGCGAUACGGCAGGGUCGUGAACGUGUCGUCGAAUGCGAUCUACGGUUUCGGCGCGGGGGGAGACUGCGCGUACGGCGCGUCCAAGGGCGCCGUCUUUGCAAUCACGCGGGAACUGGGCAGGUGGUCCGAGAGAGAUGGGAUCAAGAUCAACUGUAUCAUGCCGUCGGCGGCGUCUCGCAUGGGAGAUUUGUCCGAAGGCACCAAGAAGAUCACUCGCACAUACUUUCCCCCCGAGGGAGUCGUCCCGUUCGUCAUCGCCCUCUGCUCAGAAGAGUGCCCAUCAUCCGGCGAGGUCUUCUCCGCCAGUGCCAACCGGGCCGCACGCGAGACGCUGGCGACUUUCCCAGGCAAAAUCUCCGACACCCCCGAGGGGUUCCUCGCGGACUGGGACAAGGUCUGCGGCAGGGACGAGACUCCCUUCUUGGCCAACAGUACCCUGGAUCAAGUCAAGUACAUCAUUCGAUUGGCGCAUGGGAAGGAGAUGGAGGAUAUUCCUGAAUUUGGAAUUGCCGGGAAGUGA